Molecule: messenger RNA, 2378 nt
Organism: Seminavis robusta
Lineage: Eukaryota; Bacillariophyta; Bacillariophyceae; Naviculales; Naviculaceae
Source: the annotation of a GenBank genome assembly
GGAGGUCGCCGCCAUUUCUUUGCUGGCUUUCGUGCUACAGUACUAGAAGAGUAUCACCAUGACAUCUUUAGCUUCCAAGAACAGCAUGAUCAUUACGACGACAGGUCUGAGUAACAACAAUAAUGUGUUCAAGACCUCCCUGCAGCUCCAAACGGCCAAGCCCACCACGUCUUCGAUUCGAGCUGGAUUGGCCCAAGCACAAGUCGCCUUGGCUAAGAAGAAAUCGGAUGAAGAUGACACCUUCGGCUAUACAGAGUCGGAUCCGAACGAAGCUCGCUAUUGGAUGAACCACUAUGGAUUGGGGACUCAUCAUUACAGCCGUCCACAACGACAAUAUGCUCAUCCGCGCAAGCUGCUGCUCAAACCAACGGCUCAAACCUCCAUUGUCCAACAAGUGGUCUUUGGACCAGCCGCUACCACGGCCACUACCAAAUACGCUCCACUUGCUGUGGUGGGUGGACCACGAGUGCAUCUCUACGGAACCAACGCUGUUUCGGCAUUUACUCGACAUUUGGCUCGUCACAGGGCAGGUCACGACAGUCCCAUCACCACCACCACAGUGGCAGCCGAUCGACACGUCCAAACGGGAGGCCACUUGGCUCUGGCGGCCAAUUUUCGAAACGAUGGUCGAUUGUUGGCAGUGGGAACCGAUGUGGGAGAAGUACGAAUCUGUGAUGUCACCAUGAGAGCCACGCUCUCUACCUUUUGCACGCCCAAUACAAAGUUGCCCAUGCGAGUUGUUGUGUGGUUUCGAAAUGGACAGCAUAUUUUGAGUGGCGGAGAUGACGGAGUCUUGCGAGUCUGGAGCUUGUCAGCCUCCUCGGGUUCCAUUGGAGCCGGAGGAGGUAAUAAGGCAAGUACGGCCUUGUUGGAGUUGAUGGGUCAUGGAGAUUCCAUUCGAACCGCCAUUUUGUGGCAACAACCGGCAUCUGCACUCAAAAAUGCUACGACAGCUGCGUGGAAUCAGCUGGCGUUCAGUGGAAGUUAUGAUCACUCCAUUCGAGUUUGGAAUGUGCAAAUGACUGACGAUGAACAAGACGAAGAUGGACAAGAGGAUCGUUGUCUGUCCGUAUUGAGUCAUGGAGCACCCGUCGAAUCAUUGUUGACCAUGGCAUCCACUGAUCCAAAUGUCCCCGUCUGGUUGCUCUCGGCAGGAGGAACCACGGUCAAAGUAUGGAAUCCACUCACCGGGGAGUGUGUUUGCACUGUGGCUACACAACAUCGAAAGACCAUCACGUCCCUGCUUCCCGUUUUGAGGGCCCCCAAAAACACAACCAACAACACUGACAUUGUGCCUGCGUGGCGUGUGGUGACGGGGUCGUUGGAUGGAUGCAUUCGCAUCCAUACAUGGGACAGCUCCACUGGAAAGCUCGAACACAUUCAUGGAAUUCAAGUGGGCACGGCCACGCCCAUUACGGCUCUAGCUGUCGACGAAAAAGGAGAACGACUCGCCAUUGGCACCACCGAAGGGACGGUUCAUAUUCGACAAAAAGGUCCCAGUAUCACACAACACAAGAGCAAGCGACCACCUCCGGCAGGAACCUAUGCCUUUUUCACUCGAGGGGCCAAUGCCACGCUUGAUAUUGGCAACAAUGAUUACAUUCUCGGAGCCGGCCCAUCAGCGACCAAGAAACGCAAACUACAAAAAUACGAUCAAUGCCUCAAGCAAUUCAACUAUGGUGAGGCACUCGAUGAAGCUUUGGAGACUCGCAAUCCACAAGUAGUUGUGGCUGUCUUGGAGGAAUUGGGUAAACGACGUGGACUGAAGAUUGCAUUGUCCAGUCGAGAUGAAGAGUCCCUGGAGCCGUUGUUGUCGUUUUUGGUUCGCUAUGUAACUCGGCCUCGCUUUUCCAGUGUCCUCAUUGGAGUGUCCCACAUGCUGAUUGACAUCUAUAGCGAUGUAGCGGGUCAGUCCGAAUUGGUGGAUGAACUCUUUGGCAAGUUACGAAUGCAGGUCCGAAAUGAGUGUCGCAUGCAGCGGGGUCUCUUGAGGCUGCUGGGUCAGAUUGAUGCCGUCGUGGCAAUGAAGCCUGGUAGUGAUGGCGGUGGUCCCUAAUCGUUAGAUAAGAAGGGUUGCAAAACUUCUAAAUUGCAUCUAGCUCGUCGCUCUAUUAAUAGCUACUAUAGCUAGACUGGUGGAGGAAAUGAACUUAAAAAUGUAUUUGAAGCGUACAGUGGGAAUUCAAAGUGGCCACCAAACUGGCCUGGCAUCUCCAUCUGCGUAGAUAAAUCUCCAAUGCCAUACAGGGUUUAAGAGCAGGAUUGGCGCUGUCAUGCUGACGGCAGCAACGUUGGCUGGUGGUGGAAGACUGAUAUUUAGGAUAGUUGAGGUAAAUGAAAACUAAUAAUUUAUUGCUUAAACAAAUUGAGUUUACCGC